CACGAUCUUCACUUCCACGAGGGUUAGAAUAUUGAAGUCUCCCAUGUAAACCCUUAAAGAAAACGAGAUAAAGAAGAAAUUCUAUCACUGCAUUACAUUACGUGUGAGAACUGUUUGGAUUUCACUGCCCCGCCCCGCCAGGAAAGACAGUGAACAGUGACUUGAGCCAAUUUGUGAACAGUCCCGAGAGCCAAGAUUGUGCUGAGGGAUGGUGGUGGCAGUGGUGGCGGUGGUGAGUCUUCUGCUGGGGACGGCUGAGACAUUGACUGAGGCGGGCGUGAGGAAGACACACGCCACAAGGAGACUCUUCACCCCGCCAGGCACCCUCACCGCCUCGCUCUUCCUGCAGGAGGAUGCCAUGGCGAUGAGCUUCGGCCCGGAGUCUCUGCCCGUGCCACUGCCGCCCCGUAGGAGAUUUCGGAGGUCAGAGGCGUUGAUGCGGGCGGCCAAGACGAUAGAGGGCAUGGUGAAGGUAAUGGAGGACAAAGACGCCGCUGGGAUGCCCGAAGAUCCACUCAAGACAGAACUGAUGCUUCUCUCCCAAGAAAUUCACUCCACACUGACGCCAGACGAGGACAAGGAGGACGACAACACCACCCUCACGAACUUUAUCAAUGACUCGUCCGGCCCCACCCUCAACAACCCCAAGGAACCAGGCAUUGUGGUGGAGGUAGACGAGGACACCGCUGACGUCUCUGCGAAUGCCACAGCGAAAGUGUUCCUGGAUAGAGUCAAAGAAAUCUUGGAGGGAAGCGGCAUCGAACUCGUCCUUCCUGUUGACUGUGGCCGGAACCCGCUAAAGCCGAAUGACCAGCUGGGAACGACGGAACUGCCCUGGCUGGUGGCUCUGGGCUCACGGGAGGACGGCCGCUUCUUCUACCGCUGUCCUGGCCUCAUCAUCACUAACUUCCACGUGCUCACUGACGCCGACUGCACCGCCUCCCCCAGCAUAAAUGUGGUGCACGUGAGCAGGACCGGGCAACUUCCUGACAAAGAGGCGACGGAGAACUUCGUGGUGGGACGCAGGAUACACCCGGACAUCACCACCCUGACGGACCUCUUCCUGGGUGUCAAUGUGGGCCUUCUGGAGCUGUCUGAACCCUUCCUCUUCCGCGAUGACAUCCAGCCCGUGUGUCUGCCAGGGAUACUGGAGGAGCCGGACCCUCUCACUGCCUUCAGGGGCGUCGUGGCAGGAUACAACGUCAUCCCAGAGAGACCCACCGUCUCACCAAGCAGGGCAGGGCGGGACGCGGAGGUGUACGUGAAGGAGGCGAGUGUGUACGGCCCCGUGUGGUGUCGAAGUGGGGUGCUUAGUGUGGACUCGAGCCCCAACCUCACCACGACCCUCCUGCAAGUGUUGAAUGAAAAACACGUGUGCGCCUCGGUGGAUUUUGACGAGACGGGGAAGGCGGUGCUGCUGGCGGAGGACGGCAGGACGGGCAGGGUGCGGGUGAUGGGCGUGGGGGCGUUCGCUAACAAGGCGCACACCUACCCUGUGGUGUUUACCCUCGUGCAGCCUCACCGCUUCUGGGUCGAGGUCACACUUAAGCGGUUCCUGGACAACACGGCCUCGCGCAUCACCCUUGAGGAGCCAGAAGAUGAGCAGUGAUGGGAAUCUUGCUGGAGUGGAAGUGAGAGACUCGGACGGUGUGUGGCGCAGCGUGAGUGGCCACAAGACCCACUGUUGACCGGCACACUUGCACAUCCAGCACUCGAUCCCCCAGCCCUACCUCCUUCACCUCACUGUGUGGCCUGCGAGAGGAACCACCGCAGGAUCAAUAAGGAGGGUACAGUGCAGGAUUGGCAGGAUGUGUAGUGUUGUAUUCUAUGUUUAAUUCUACUUGCCAUGGAGCAGCCAGGGUUUGUUUCUCUAUGCCAUAUCCUACUCAGUGUAAGUUAUGUAUGAAAUGUUUACACCUCGCAUAGAUAAGUUUGUUUUAGUGUGUUUUUCAUCAUAUUAGUCAUUGCUAUUUAUGCUUUUUUUUUUAUUUAGACCUACAUAUUUCCUUUCCAUGAAGCAAAAAGAGUUCCUCACAAUGGCUCAAACUCAAAACAAUAAAUGCUACCUCAUCUUGAUAGAAUUUCCCAAAGUGUAGGUAAGGUGUUUCUUAAAAAGCCUUGCAAAGCAGUACAUACACAUAGCAAUCUUAACACAACUAGAUAAAAGUUACUACUACUUGUAAGAAACGUGGAGCUAAUGUAAAGAAAAAAAAAUAUUAUAAAGCUUUGUCUAAUGGUAAA
This is a messenger RNA of Portunus trituberculatus (swimming crab), 2241 nucleotides long. RefSeq lists its product as uncharacterized. Gene Ontology annotation, biological process: proteolysis. The transcript is spliced from 10 exons. Bases 209 to 1609 code for a protein of 466 amino acids. Gene Ontology annotation, molecular function: serine-type endopeptidase activity. NCBI's taxonomy places the organism in Eukaryota, Metazoa, Arthropoda, Malacostraca, Decapoda, Portunidae. The record is from RefSeq and is a predicted model, not a curated record.